Amaranthus tricolor (Joseph's coat) is the source of this 1686-nucleotide messenger RNA. RefSeq names its product low-specificity L-threonine aldolase 1-like. Gene Ontology annotation, cellular component: cytosol. The transcript is spliced from 11 exons. The coding region runs from base 172 to 1266 and encodes 364 amino acids. Gene Ontology annotation, molecular function: L-allo-threonine aldolase activity. Gene Ontology annotation, biological process: L-threonine catabolic process; glycine biosynthetic process. The record is from RefSeq and is a predicted model, not a curated record. Lineage: Eukaryota; Viridiplantae; Streptophyta; Magnoliopsida; Caryophyllales; Amaranthaceae.
AAAAAUAAUAAUAAAGACUAGAAGUGGGCAUCAAGUUCCAUCACUUUUAAUUUUCACCAAAUUUACGUGUCUUUUUUGAUACUACAAAUAGAAGCAUUUUUUUGUUCGUGUUCAUCACUUCAACACCUACAAAGAAACAAGAACCAAAGAAUAAGAAGAAAUUAAAAUCAAAUGGGGGAAGUUACAACUCAUACUGAUAAUGCCAAGAUGGUUAAAAGAGUGAUCGACAUGCGAUCCGAUACAGUCACCAAACCAACUGAAGCGAUGCGUAUCGCAAUGUCGAAUGCUGAAGUUGACGAUGAUGUCUUGGGCUAUGAUCCAACCGCCCUUCACCUCGAAUCAGAGAUGGCAACAAUCAUGGGCAAAGAGGCAGGAUUGUUUGUUCCAUCAGGGACAAUGGGCAAUCUCAUUAGUGUGCUUGUUCAUUGUGAUGUCAGGGGAAGUGAAGUCAUACUUGGAGAUAUGUCUCAUAUCCACAUUCUUGAAAAUGGUGGGAUUUCUACCAUUGGUGGGGUCCAUCCAAGAACUGUAAAGAACAACAAGGAUGGAACUAUGGACUUGGGUUUGAUUGAGGCUGCAAUCAGAGAUCCUAAUGGAGAGCUUUUUUAUCCUCAAACGAGACUUAUUUGCAUCGAGAACUCGCAUGCUAACUCUGGUGGUCGAUGUGUUUCUGUAGAGUACACAGACCAAGUCGGUGAGUUAGCAAGGAAGCAUGGUUUAAAGUUUCACAUCGAUGGGGCGCGCAUCUUCAAUGCUGCGACAGCGCUUGGGGUUCCUGUCGAUAGACUGGUGCAAGCGGCUGACUCAGUUUCGGUCUGCCUGUCGAAAGGACUUGGAGCACCAGUAGGAACGAUGAUUGUUGGAUCAAAAAGCUUUAUAUCCAAGGCGAAAAUUUUAAGGAAAACUUUAGGUGGCGGAAUGAGGCAGAUAGGUAUCUUGUGUGCUGCUGCCUUAGUUGCAGUACAAGACAACGUAAAAAAACUCGAGGAAGACCAUAAGAAUGCUAAGUUGUUGGCAGAUGGAUUGAAUCAAAUCGCGGGUCUAAAAGUUGAACUCAGUUCUGUUGAGACUAAUAUUAUUUUUGUUCGCGUGUGCGAAAACUCGAACACUACAGCUCCGAAACUGGCAAAGAACUUGGAGGAGAAUGGAAUAUUGGUCAUGUUAGAUAACACAUACAGAUUUAGGAUUGUAACCCAUCAUCAAAUUACAACAAGCGAUGUCGAACAUACUUUGUCAUGCAUACGGCAAGCAUUAACUGGGGAAUGAAGUGAAUAUAUUGACAAGUGAGAAGCAAUAAAGUGCAGUUCAGUAGCUGCUACUUGGGUGAAGUUAAUCUAAACUUUAAUUUUUAUACAUGUAAUUUGGGGUUAUAUUAAUCUCUUUUAGUAUUUAUUUGUGCUUUGGUGAGCAAUGCCUUGUACUAAUUGAGCCCUUUUAACAUGCAAUAUUUUGGAUCUCAUUACAACCCUAUUAUCUUCACCUAAUACCACAGUGAAUGAAUUUUGGUGAUUAAAACUAUAUUGUAAUAUAUUGUAAAGUCACCUGUCACAAACUUGUAGUCUUAAAAUGUAGGAGCAGAGAAAAUAUUAUAAACUAUAAAGAGAAAACAAGCCGUAUUGAUUGAAUUAGAAUAUUUUAAUUGGAAGUAAUUGUUGGAAUGGACACUCCACUUUUAAAUCAAAAAAU